GACCAGGUCACCUAUCAACGUUGACUACAUAUGUGUGUGUAUAUAUAUAUGAUCGUUGUCAACACAUAAGUGAUUCAAUACUGAUCUUGAUGAUCUCUUCAUAGUUACAGAGUAACAUGAAGCGUCAAUUACGAGCCUCACCCAAGACGGUAUUCAUCUGUUUCCUGCUGGUGUCUUUAUAUGCAGCAGGGACGUUUCUGAAAAACGCACUUUUAACAUUUCAUGAUGAAAUAUUUUAUAGAGGUGGCGUUAAGAGGAGGUAUGACAAUGAUGAUGUACUACAUCACAUUGGUGAUACUCAACAGACGGAUGUACAGACAUAUAUACACACGGCUGCAAUAGACGGCCAGAAGGAUGUACACACAGCAGUCAGAGACAGUCAGAAGGAUGUGCACACAGCAGUAAGGGACAUAAGGAAGGAUGUGCACACAACAGUAACCGACAGCCAGAAGGAUGAGCACACAGCAGUCAGAGACAGCCAGAAGGAUGUGAACACAGCAGUAAGGGACAUAAGGAAGGAUGUGCACUCGGGAAAAGCUUUAGAGCAACCUGUCCAACAUACACAGAACACACAGAGUGUGGAGUAUUACGUGGAGGAAUAUGGAGGAGAGGACAGUAAUGUGACAUAUCCUCCGUUUGUGGAGCACAGUCCGGAGAAUGGUCCAGGUGAGUGGGGUGUUGAGUACCGGUACUCACCAAAGGAGGAAGAGAUCUUGCAGUGGACAGAAGGACGGAGAAGGAACAGAUUCAACCAGAUGGUGAGCGACCGAAUCUCCGUGCAUCGGCGUCUCCCAGACAGUAGGCUGGAUGAAUGCAAGUCACGUGUGUAUCCAGUCGAUCUACCUCCAGCGAGUGUCAUCAUCUGCUUCCACAACGAGGCUUGGUCCACUCUCCUGAGAUCUGUUCACAGCGUCCUUGACCGCUCUCCUUCACACCUUGUAAGGGAGAUAAUUCUGGUUGAUGAUGCAUCAACUCAAGAGCAUCUGAUGAGCCCUUUGAAAAAGUACAUGUCAAAACUUGGGAAGGUCAAAAUUGUCAGACUGAGGAAACACCAGGGGUUAAUCAGAGCGAGGCUGGCCGGAUAUGACGUUGCCACUAGUCCGAUACUGGUGUUUCUUGACUCCCAUAUCGAAUGCUACCCAGGUUGGUUGGAGCCACUACUAGAUCGCAUUCAGAGGAAUCCAAAGACUGUACCGAUCCCAAUGAUUGACGUGAUCCAUUCAGAACAUUUCGGAACAGGUAUUCUGAAUACAACCAAGCGUUUAGGGGUGUUUAGAUGGAAGCAGUUAAAAUUCCACUGGGAGCACGUCAGCAAAGACAGAAGAAACACCUUGAAAACACCCACUGAACCUAUCAGAUCCCCCACAAUGAUUGGCGGGUUGUUUGCUAUAGACAAACACUGGUUCACAACUCUGGGAACGUAUGACCCGGGACUCUUGUACUGGGGCGCAGAGAACAUGGAACUGUCUUUCAAAAUAUGGAUGUGUAACGGAACCCUGGAGGUUUUACCGUGUUCCCACGUCGCUCAUGUAUUCCGCAAUGUUAAUCCAAUAAAGUGGCACAGAGGUGGGAAGCCUUCCUUGACCAACUCCAUACGGGUUGCCGAAGUCUGGCUCGACGAGUACAAACACUAUUUCUACGAGGCUAACAGAUUGUCGCCGGGCAUUGACUAUGGUGAUGUGACGGACCGGAGGAAACUGCGGGACAGUCUUCAUUGUCAUGACUUCCGCUGGUAUAUAGAAAAUAUCUACCCGGAGUGUCCUAUCGCCAAGGUUUUGAAUACGGGAGAGAUUCGAAGCGUUUCCAGACCAACUCACUGCCUAGCUGGGGGCAACAAGAAACCAACUAUUCUCCGCCCUUGUCAACAAGCAGCUGAUAACCAGUACUGGCAGCUGUUCCCGACUGGUGUAUUGUUGGUGUCGGCCUCUCGAAGGAUGUGCGUGACAACACCUGGUCAUAACGAUUGCAUCGCCAAUGCUACAGACAACUGGACCUAUACGGAGGCCAAGACCCUUUACCUGAAACCCUCGGACAAGUGUUUAACAGUUGCUGAAAACUCAACGCUUGUGAUGACGAGGUGUGAUGGGGGAGCGAACCAGAGAUGGAACUUUGCAAAAUCUAAGUUUCAAAUUCAUGGUACUUAAUUUAUGUAAAUAUGCUGAAACAUGAGUCUGAAUGUCUGUGUAAUAAACGGUAUUAUUUGUAA
Haliotis rufescens (red abalone) is the source of this 2206-nucleotide messenger RNA. RefSeq names its product polypeptide N-acetylgalactosaminyltransferase 5-like. Bases 117 to 2144 code for a protein of 675 amino acids. The transcript is spliced from 11 exons. NCBI's taxonomy places the organism in Eukaryota, Metazoa, Mollusca, Gastropoda, Lepetellida, Haliotidae. Gene Ontology annotation, cellular component: Golgi apparatus. The record is from RefSeq and is a predicted model, not a curated record.